ACCAUUUGAACCUUUUGGCGGGAAGAGUGGGCUUACAUCAACUACGGUUCUCAUAGUUUCUUCUCAGCUGGGAACUGAGUGUAAUUUCAUGAGUCGGCUCCUUUUGCUUUUAAAUUUGUAUUUAACGGGUUAAAAAUAAUCUAGUCAGCUUACACUUACAAAGAUUGUUCCAACCACUCAGAUUCUUGACACGAUAACUUGUGAUCUACUUUUAUAGGUUAAUAAACCUAUCAUUAUUACCCAGGACUAAAGAUUUCAAGAUUAUUGCCGUAUAUGUGAUGGCUAGUGCGUCAAUUAGUUUGGUUUUAGUUUUCAUAUGCAUUUCUGCCACGUAGUGCUUUGUAAGAUUGGAUGUACAUCCUAUUGUGUGGUGGGAUACUUAGUAGUGUUUCGUGAUAUAUGUAGUCAUCUGUAAAAACUUGUUGACCCAGUAUUAUUUUGGCUUGUCUCUUUGUAUUCGACAAGUAAAUAGGGAGUGUAAUAACAUUGGUUACGUGUAUAUCCAAAUCAAUGUGCUUCAUAGAACCCUUAUUACAUUCAGGUUUUUGCUGGAUAUGCUUUAUAUUGAUCUAGGUGGUCCUUUGAGAGCCACUUUGGUUCAGCACGGUUGUAGAGAUUUAUCGGCGAAGGGAUUCCAUCAAUUUUAGUAGGAUAUCACGGUUUGUGCGAUUCUCUUCACUCAUCUGGUAUAACUGCACCCCUUUGUCUUGUCUAAUUAGUGGUCAAUACAAACUUUUAUCAUGUUCUGGAUUUCAUCUUUGUGAGUUAUUAUUAUCAGAAUUACUCUUUGCAUCCCUUGUAGGUUUUCUCUCACUUCCAGUCUAUCUUCAGACCAGCAAUACGCUAUCUUCAAUCUGUUAGCAUACUCAGAGCUUGCAAACAGCAUAUAUUUUAUCGUAAUAUGGACUUCUAUAUCAAUGUACCUCCUCCCGUGCAUUUUCUUGAUGUUACUGAAGCGUUCAAAUCACUUAGCAAUGUGGAAAAGGAUUAUGUUUUCAGUUGCACACAAGCGUCUUGGAUUGGAGGUCUCAUAGGAUUAAUUCAAACAUCUCCUGAGUCUGCCGGAAUAUUUUUGUUUGUCAGUCGCUUUUUCCAUUUGGAGAACGUACAUUCCUUUGUUGAAAAAGCUACAAAAAAUAGUUUUUCCGAUGAGGAAAUAACCCACAUUUUAUCUUAUUUCGCCUCAGUGCUGGGUAAUUUCGGGAAUUACCUGUCUUUUGGGGACACCAAGUUCAUCCCAGCUAUCAAUGUCGACAGGGUAACAGAAUUUUUAUCGUUGAGCAGUGAAUUUUCUAAUUCAGAAACUGGUCUUAAAGCUUUAUGGAAAGAAAUAGCUCCAGCCAUCUAUUCGUUAAGUCCUCGCCGUUUACGCCUUGGUUUUAGUCCCACUGAAAUAACGUCUUAUUACUCUGAAGACUGUAUUCGAAGUGAUGCUGAACUAGUUCAAAAAUAUCUGGAAAACGUUAAAAUUGAAGCGUAUAAUACCCGACUUUUUAAGAGUAGUAACUCCAACUCCAAAGUUUAUUCGAUUCGGUUUGCGUCGGCUGAGAAGAAAGUUCAACCUGUGCAUUUUGAUGCCCUUCCUUCGGGAACUUCUUUGCAGCUCGAGUACGGUGACUACUGCGAACUUAUGGAGUUACUGGUUGACUGCUCUUUAGACGCCAAAGCACACUCUCUUAACAAAAUCGAAUCAGAAAUGUGGGAUCAUUAUGCUCAGAGCUUUUAUACUGGGUCCUUAGACUCUCACAAAGAUGCUUCUAGACUAUGGGUCAAGGACAAAUGCCCUGUGGUUGAAAAUUACAUUGGCUUUAUUGAAACUUAUCGUGAUCCUUUAGGUGUACGUGCAGAGUUCGAGUCAUUUGUCGCAGUUGUGAAUCGAUCAAUGUCAUCUAAAUUUCAGCGGCUAGUAGAUAAUGCUGUUGACUUGUUAUCUAAUUUGCCAUGGCCUUCUACUUACGAAAAAGACAGGUUCUUACAACCAGACUUUACAAGUUUGGACGUAGUAACGUUUGCAACCUCAGGAAUCCCUGUUGGAAUUAACAUUCCUAACUAUGAUGAUGUGCGCCAAGUUGAUGGAUUUAAAAAUGUAUCCUUGGGGAAUGUACUCAGUGCUCGCUUCAAGGACCCUAAAUCAGAAUUUCUCCGAGAGGAAGACAAAAAGUUGUAUGUGGAUCAUGCGGAGAGUUCUUUCGAACUUCAAGUUGGACUUCAUGAAUUGUUAGGCCAUGGUUCUGGGAAGCUCUUUCAACGUAGUGGCGAUGGAAUAUUGAAUUUUGACACAAAUUCUACGAAAGAUAUCAUAAGUGGAGGUCCCAUACGUAGUUGGUAUGAACCGGGCGAAACAUACGACAGCAAAUUUUCAAGUUUGUCUUCGGCAAUUGAAGAAUGUCGAGCUGAAUGUGUUGGAGUUUAUCUAUGCAAUUUACCACUUGUCUUGGAACAGUUUAAUCUUAAUACUAAUUGCUCUACAGACAGUGUCCCAGAUGUUGUCUACGUUAAUUGGUUGUCCAUGGUUCGUUCAGGCGUAACUUCUAUGGAAUUCUAUUCACCUGCAGAAAACGCUGGCGAUAUUGGUUCGUGGCGUCAGGCACAUUGCUGUGCUCGUUAUGUGAUUUUGCGGGUUUUAAUUGAAGCUGACAAUUCGCUGGUACGUGUAGACGAAAUAGUUGGUGAUGAUGGUGCACCUGAUUUAACUAUUUUCUUAGAUCGCCAAAAGCUUUUGACAGUGGGUCGUCCGGCAAUUGGCGAAUUUUUACGAAAAAUUCAGUAUUAUAAAAGUACAGCCAAUGCUAAGGAUGGUUGCGCCUUCUUCCAGCAUUAUUGUCAAUUGCUACCAGAACAUAUUAAAUUGCGCCAAAUUGUGAUUAAUCGCAAAAAACCUCGACCUAUUUUUGUUCAACCUGGACUCCGUAAAACCCCUCACGGUGUUGAACUAAUAUCAUAUCCUACAACUUAUGCCGGUGUAAUACAAUCAUUCGUGGAUCGUUAUGGUGAUUUGCCUCUUGGGCAGAAAGCUCUUGAUGCGCUAGAAACAAUUUGGCGCCGUGAACUUCCAUAUUUCAAAAACAUACCACUUUAAGUGACUUGUCACAAAUUGUUAUUUUCAAUUAAUUUUGGUUAAUAUAUUGUAUGUUUAUUGUCUCCACGUGGAUAGAUGAAUAUUAUUUUCAUUUAUUUUUGCUUGGUUAUAGUAUUAGUGGUUGUGUGAUGGUUUACUAGCUCUAAGUUAUGGUAAAUAUGUUGUGUUAUAAUGUUCAAACCUCUCGAUUUCAAUUAUUAAAUCACAGGUUCAAAGUUGCUUUACGUACGUGGUAUUACUAACCCAUGCAUAGGAACCGGCUUAAAGUUAUGCUCCUGAACCUGUUCUCUUU
Schistosoma intercalatum is the source of this 3371-nucleotide messenger RNA. NCBI's taxonomy places the organism in Eukaryota, Metazoa, Platyhelminthes, Trematoda, Strigeidida, Schistosomatidae. The record is from the annotation of a GenBank genome assembly.